Messenger RNA from Epinephelus lanceolatus (giant grouper), 6137 nucleotides. RefSeq names its product Ras association and DIL domains 2a (gene radil2a). Gene Ontology annotation, molecular function: GTPase binding. Gene Ontology annotation, cellular component: cell-cell junction. NCBI's taxonomy places the organism in Eukaryota, Metazoa, Chordata, Actinopteri, Perciformes, Serranidae. The record is from RefSeq and is a predicted model, not a curated record. Gene Ontology annotation, biological process: regulation of GTPase activity; signal transduction; negative regulation of Rho protein signal transduction.
CUGACCGACAGUUAACGGAUCCCACGGUUGUUAUCAUGGACUGAGGCUGUUUCUCGGCUCUUUUCUCAACAGUUUGCAGUCAGACACGGACACACGGUGUGGGAACAUGUCUCCUCUUCCUCAGCUGCUGAAUAUUCAUCUCACUUUGGAUUUUAUCCUCACGAAAACAGAUUUUUUGGGAAGUUUGAAUCCACUGGCGCUCUUUUGACUUUUUCCUGACGUUUGUGGGAAUGUAACGUUUUGAAUAACUUUCACAGCUUUUAUCUCAUGGAUACAGAGACACUGUUGGAGUAUUUACACACUUUCUGUGAUUUUUGAGGGUAAUUUUUUUAUUUGGAGGUGGAAGUGGACUGUUCUUUCUCGUCCCAGACAAGUUUUCAUCACCCUUAGUUAGCUAGCGGGAAAAAAGUAUGCUAUUUUCGGCUUAUCUCAAAGGUCCCAGUAGUUCUGUUGUGUUUACGUGAACAAACAACAAUAAUGAUUUCGGAGGAGAGAAGCAGUCACGUAAAUAAACAAGCCCUGAACUUCCCAGUGGGUUUGCUCAUCCGCUCCCCAAAGAGGCGACUGGCCAAACUGGGGAGGAAACCCAGCAAUGGAUCUGUCCAGUCCAAAGACUCGGACACCACCGUCCGCUCCACAGAGAGUGUUGGUGUUAGGCAGCCAGCCAAGAGUAAAAUCCGUCGGCAUAACAACAGGCUUUCAACUGUUUUCAACCACAGCCCUAACAGUGGUCGCCGUGGCCAGGCACUGGGCAGCGGGAGCCUGGCCGGUGACCUUCAGGCUGCAGAUGACCCGGCAGAGCUGUCCAGUCAAAUGUCUGUCCCUGGCAUCCUGAAAAUCUUUGGCAGCGACAUCUGUCAGGGGACCAAUUAUAAGAGCGUGCUGGCCACCAUACAGUCCAGUGCAAAGGAACUGGUGAAGGAGGCUUUGGAGAGGUACUGCCUGGAGAAAGAAGACGUCAACGACUAUGUGCUCUGCGAUGUGAUCGGCAAGAUGGGCGCAGACAACCAGUGGAAGAGGGAGUGCUUCCGGGUGGUGGGAGACAACGAGAAGCCCCUCAUGCUGCAGUCACUCUGGAAACCCAAGGAAGGCUUCUCCAGGCGGUUUGAAAUCCAAAUGAGAGCGAGCGUCGAAGAGCAAAGCUUAAAGGACAGAGACACAGUUACAGCAGGUAUCAACGCUCAGGCUCGAAAGCUGCAGAAGAGCCGCUCUAGAGUGACCUCGCUGUUUGUGGACGGCAGCGGGGAGGAUGUGGACGGACUUGGGAUCUGGAGGAGUCUUAGUGAGAUGGACCUGCCAGCGAUGGGGAAGGAGGCCAGCCGGGCCCAGCAGAGCACGCUCAGAGAGGAUCCCGAGGCCGAGGCUGACAAGGAGGUGCUGCGGCUCGGCAUGGAGAAGGAGGAGACAGAGAGCAGCGAUGACAACACGACCCAGUACUCCAUUCACCCACCCUUCGACUUCCCAUACUUCCUCCUGCUGCAGGGCUACAGCCACAGACAGGAUUUUGUCAUCUACCUGAUGAGUGGGACCACCACCAUCUUCGGCUGCUGCAGGGAGCACUGUAACGGAGAGGAUGAGGAAAGGUUAAAGGUCGACAUCCUUCUCUUUGCUCCUGAUGUGUUGCCUCAACACUGCUGUGUCAGACGCCUGGACUCUAACAACCCAUCGUCCACAGGGGAUCACAGAAAGACAUUGACAAUGCUGAAGCCCCUUCACGGUGCUCCCGUGACCAGAAACGGUUUCCUCCUUAAAGAUGAGGUUGAACUGAACCCAGGGGACUUGGUGGGCUUGGGGAAACACUACCUGUUCAUGUUUAAGGAUCCUACCAGCACACCGGGAUCCAUCCAGAACCCUCCUUGGAUGGCCACACUCUGCCCGAACUCUGACACAAAGACAUCAUCCUCUUGUUUAUCAUGUGGCUCCUCUGUCACCAUCAAAAGGUUCCAGAGGAAGUCUUUACCUCCUCGUUGGAGGGACCUGGAGGGCACGGAGGCUUUGGUGAUCUAUGAGCUGGAGCAGGAGGAGAGGGUCCUGCAGGAGGUUUUGGAUAUGUUGGACCCCAGUGGAAAUGAACCAAAGCUGACGCCUGCUUUCCUGCUGAGCCUCUGUAUUCAGCAUUCAGCGUCCACGUUUGAGCUGACAAACUUCAGACAGCUGCUGCUCCGGAUAGCCAGUCAGGUCCAGCUCGUUAUGUGGGAGAAGACAAAGGAGCUUGCAGCAAUUCAGCCAGAAACGAGCUCCAGUGACGGGCAGCCUGAGCAUUUUCAGCUGCUCAGCAUGGAGGAGCUGAUCCCAGGUCUGCAGCCUCUGGUGCUGUGGAUGGCCAACUCCAUCGAACUGCUGCACUUCAUCCAGCAUGAAGUCCCUCAGCUGCUGCCCUGGAGGCAGGACCAGGAGGACCAAGGACUGUUGGACUCUGAGAUCUCCUCCACUCGGACAGCCUGUGAGGAAGCCAUGACAGUCCUGGAAGAAGUCAUCAUGUUCACCUUCCAGCAGACUGUCUACUAUCUAACAAAGAGCAUGUAUUCAGCGCUGCCUGGCCUGCUGGAUGGGAACCCGUUCUCAGAGAGUGGUCAGCUGCGAGUGCCCGAUGGACUCAACAGCAUCCUGGAAGUGCUGAAGGAGGCGCUGAAGCUUCUUACAGCCUUCCAGGUCCAUCCAGACAUCUCGUUACAACUCUGUGCCUACCUGUUCUUCUUCAUCAACGCAUCGCUGUUCAACACCCUAAUGGAGAGAGGAUCUGUCGCUGGGUUCUACCAGUGGUCCCGAGGUGUUCAGAUCCGGGCCAACCUGGACCUGCUGAUGGACUGGAUCCAGAGCAUCGGUCUGGGCGAUCUGGCCAACGAAUUCUUCCAGAAGCUCUCUGCUGCUGUCAAUCUGCUGGCCACACCCAAAGAGACCCUCCUGCAGGCGUCCUGGGCGUCUCUCAGGACUGAGUUUGCUGCCCUGAACGCUGCUCAGCUUCACCACAUGCUGAGAGAAUACAGCUCUGGUAAAGCCUGUCCCACUGGAUGGACCCCGUCACCGGAUGACGCAGAAGACACUGUCAGGACGGCAAACAUCCUGGAGAGUUUCGACAGCCACCCGCCUCUCAUCUUGCCGAGCACCACGUUUCACCUGGAGCUUGGUAAACCCAUCGUGGAGCCCGCUCUGUUUGAACAGCUCGGUCAUCUGCAGGAGUUCAUUCGCCGACUCCCCCGCAGUGAAACCCAAGCCGAGCCCGCUGUAGAGGAACAGGCUCUCAAUGGGACAACCACAGACAGCCAGUCUAUGACCCCACCCUCCGUCAGGGUCUUGCAGGAUCCUGCCCAUCAGGAGGUCUCUGACCCUGUUACCUGCCCGUCCCCUGAGGCAGACCUGGGCUGCACCUCCCCUUCAGAGCCGGCUCAGGCCCGAGGAUCUCACGGUGACCUGAGCAGCUGUGAGGCAGUCCUGACCCAGAAGCUGAAGAACCUGGAGCUGCAGAACACCCUUCCAGGACAGGCCGACAUGGGCUACCACAAGAGCCUGGCGCUGGACCCGUCCUGCCUGCUGACGCCACCCAACACCCCUCAGGGUAUGGAGCUGGCCGAGCUGGAGGUGGAUCUGCAGGAGGGCGCCCGACAGCAAAAGAAAGCCAGUGGAUGUGCUGACAGGAAGACUGACAAUGUAGAAGAAAAAGAAGAAGAAGAAGAAGACAGAGAGGAAGUGUUCACGGUGGAGCUCCACAGAGGACCUCACGGCCUCGGCCUGGCGCUCGUGGAUGGAACGAAAACACAGCUGAGAAUGAGUGGCAUUUAUGUGAAGUCAGUGGUUCCCGACUCUCCUGCCGCUCAGUGUCAGAAACUGAAAACAGGCGAUCGCAUCCUGGCUGUUAAUGGCAUCAGUGUGGUCGGUAUGGAGUAUAACGUUGGUCGAGAGCUGAUCCGAUCAUCAGGAGACUCUCUCAGACUGCUGGUGGCCAAGAUCGACUCAAAGGCGAGCAACAAGAGCUCGGCUAUGGCUAAAUGCUGAAGGAAGAGGUGUGUGUGGACAAUCAAGUGCAAUUGGGAAUACUAGAGGACGUUUGGUUUCUCCUUCCUGCUGCAUCCAAAGUCAGUAUUUCUUACAGGAUGAAGGAAAACACAGACUUAUUGUGACAUAGAGCUGUUGUGUUUGCGUUGAGACAAUCAUCCCAAAGCAACAGGACCGACUCGAGACUGUGGGCAUGGUCAAGUUUAUAAAAGCUCAUUUUGCUGUCGCAGCUUCUUUCUGGCCUAUAAACAAACUCGACUCCACACUCAUAAACCAUGAGGGUUUGGCGGUGAGGAAAAUAGCUGCCUGUGGCAAUUUGCUGUUGUGAAACAUCUAUUUGAAUGUCUGAGUACACAGUAUUCUGUCUGCGGAGCUUCAUGUAGCUGCUCCAGGAUCAAGAUUCAUGUAUGGCACCAACUGGAACUAUUCUCAAAUUCAUUCUUAAAGUAUGGCUAUAUGAAAAACUGUGAAACAGGAUAUUUUACACUGCAACAAUUCCAUUUCCAGGGAGUCAUAAAAUCAUAUUACUUUGCACAAGUUAAAGAUCUGUCAUUGGGCAUUAGGUUAGUUCAUCUUUUUCCACUACAAAUAUACUUGUUAAGCUUCUUUUUAAACAUAUGCGGAGAAAAAUCCUCAACUACAGAAAACCAGCAGAAUUAUCUCAGCUUACCAGGAGAUUUUUGUAUUUCUUGUUUUAGGAAAAACUAAAUUGAGGCUUGAUGUAAGACAGUGUCUUUUUUUCUUGUUUGUUUGUUUGUUUCAUUUUCCAUUUUGAAAUCUUCACUUUGAUAUCACGUGAAAGACUGUUCAUGCAAAGUAGCUGUUACAACAGCACGCCAAGUGAUGGGUAACUGCACAAGUCCUUAAGACAAUGGGAUAGAAAUCAUCAUCAUUGUUGAUGCAUAUAAACGAAUUUGAGGAUUCUGUGUUCACUUUUUAAUCAAUUUUUCUUAUCAUAAGAAUGGAUCAAAUAACUGGUGAUGGACCUACACAGGAUUAUCAACUGAAUCUGCAGAUCCCCUCGGCUACACAGAACUUUACAGUGUGAUUCAAAUUAUUAUUUAUCUGUCCGACCCAGAACUUUAUGUCCUGGUUCACUCUCACUGCUCUCAUGGCGUCAUUUUCAAUGAAAAAAAUAAAAGCUGUGAAAACUCACUGUUCACCACCUGCUCAACAUCAAACAGCAGAUAGACAGUUAGAGACUAGCUGGUGAAUAUAGUGGAGCAUUUAGCAGCUAAAGAGACAGAUACAAAUGACUAUUCAUGUUGCUCUGUAGCUGCUGGGCGUGUAAGUAAGCAACUGUUUGCUAACAAGUUCAGGUUCAAACUCCUCAACUGGACAGAUGCCAAAAAAUAUUUUGUUACAGAAAUAAAACAGCAAAGUUUGUCUGAGUUAUCAGAAAGUUUUAAGUCUCGGAGUCAAAAGGAAUUCUACAUUUUAAAAUGUACACAAAGUUAAAGGAAGUGCACACUUUCUGUCAUAAUGUUCUCUCUGUUUCAGCUGUUUGUAUGUUUCAGGAUCUUUCAGUGGAGCGUCAUUCACAUUCAUCUACACACAAAAAUGUACAGUGGUUAAACUGAAUUAAAGGAAUAGUUUAACAAUUUGUGGUUGACAGUUAGAUAAGAAGACUGAAACCACUGGCAUGUGUUCUGCAAAAUAAUUUAAGGCACUUCCAGCAGCCCGUUAGCUUAGCUUAGCAUAAAGACUGGAAACAAAGGGAAACAGCUAGCCUGGCUCUCAUCUGUUUCCCCCAGCUAACCAGCUGCUGGCUGUAUCUUCACACUUACGCUACAGGCAUGAGAGCGGUGUCAGUCCUCUCAUCUAACCAUCGGCAAGAAAGCAAAUAAUGUUGAACUUUUCCUUUAAAGCCUUACUGUCAGAGGUUUGGGCCCAAAUCAUAAAGCAUCUCAGAGUUACCAAUCAUAGAUCAGUUUGUAUGAAAAACAUCAGCAGACAUGUUUUAAUAAGUUUAACACUGUAGAGCGACAAACUGCUGCAGCCCUCAUCUCAAGUCUGUCUGUGUUUUAAUCCCAAAUGUUUUAAGUUCAAGUAUAUUGACAUACAGUAUUAUUCACAGUAUUUUGUAAUAUUUAUAUUGCGCAGUAUUUUUGAAACUAUGUAAUAAAUAUUAUUUUGACUGAAAA